AUGGCUUUCUACCCCACGGCCUCAUUGAGAGGAAAAUCCCUCGCAAUAAUAGUCCUGAAAUUCUGCCUUUGUAAUUUGUAUUCACAGGAAGGCUACGGCUACUACUCGAAAGGAGAUCACUAUUAUGUAAAGGCAUUGAUGGAGAAAACAAGAAGUAUGAAGAAGAUUCGGCCUCCAACUUAUGGGAAUCUUAUUACAAUUCUCAGUAUUGAUGGAGGAGGAGUUAAAGGGAUCAUCCCUGGAGUUAUCCUCUCAUACUUAGAAUCACAACUUCAGGAGCUAGAUGGUCCAGACUCGAGGCUCGCAGAUUAUUUUGAUGUGAUUGCAGGAACGAGCACAGGUGGUCUCAUAACGGCCAUGGUGACUGCACCAAAUGAAAACAAUCGACCUUUAUAUGCUGCAAAUGAAAUAGUUCCUUUUUAUUUUCAGCACUCGACUAAUAUUUUCCCCCAAACAAGAGGACCACUUGCCGGGAUCAUAAAGUUAUUCAAGUCUUUAACUGGACCUCAAUAUAAUGGGAAGUUUCUUCACAAGCUGCUAAGGGGCACACUAAGGUGCACAAGGUUGCACCAGACUUUGACUAAUGUUGUUAUUCCAGCUUUUGACAUCAAACAUCUCCAUCCUACUAUCUUUAGCUCAUACGAGGUGACGAGCAACCCUCUCAAGGACGCUAUGCUAUCAGACAUAUGCAUCGGCACGUCGGCUGCGCCAAUUUUUUUUCCUGCCUAUUAUUUCAAGAACACAGAUGCACAAGGGAAUGAAAGUGAAUUCAACCUCAUUGAUGGUGGUGUGGCUGCUAGUAACCCGACUUUGGUUGCCAUCAGCGAAGUAACCAAACAAGUGCUGAAGGAGAACCCAGACUUGUUUCCAAUCAAGCCCUUGGACUAUGGUCGUUACUUGGUGAUCUCAAUUGGAACGGGCACCACAAAAGAUGAACAGAGAUACAAUGCAAAAAUGGCUUCCAAGUGGGGACUUCUAAGCUGGUCUUUUAAAGGUGGAUCACCUCCAUUAGUAGAUGCUUUUAAUGAAGCAAGUGCUGAUAUGGUUGAUUUCCACAACUGUGUGGUUUUUGAGGCACUUCGUUCACAAGAUAACUAUCUUCGAAUCCAAAACACAGAUGCACAAGGGAAUGAAAGUGAAUUCAACCUCAUUGAUGGUGGUGUGGCUGCUAGUAACCCGACUUUGGUUGCCAUCAGCGAAGUAACCAAACAAGUGCUGAAGGAGAACCCAGACUUGUUUCCAAUCAAGCCCUUGGACUAUGGUCGUUACUUGGUGAUCUCAAUUGGAACGGGCACCACAAAAGAUGAACAGAGAUACAAUGCAAAAAUGGCUUCCAAGUGGGGACUUCUAAGCUGGUCUUUUAAAGGUGGAUCACCUCCAUUAGUAGAUGCUUUUAAUGAAGCAAGUGCUGAUAUGGUUGAUUUCCACAACUGUGUGGUUUUUGAGGCACUUCGUUCACAAGAUAACUAUCUUCGAAUCCAAGAUGACACCUUAACCGGGACUGUAUCCUCUAUAGAUGUGUCUACAAAAGAGAAUCUGGAAAAUCUUGUAAAAGUUGGUGAAGAACUAUUGAAGAAACCAAUCUCUCGUGUGAAUCUAGACACCGGUCGGUAUGAACCAGUUGAAAAUGGUGGAACCAAUAUGGAAGGACUCAACAAGUAUAAAUAA
Molecule: messenger RNA, 1668 nt
Organism: Ilex paraguariensis (yerba mate)
Lineage: Eukaryota; Viridiplantae; Streptophyta; Magnoliopsida; Aquifoliales; Aquifoliaceae
Source: the annotation of a GenBank genome assembly